AUGGUGGCCUUCUGGGCAAUUGGCAGCCUCAGCCGCUUCACUGCCUUCAGGAUCCUCCGGUCCCGAGGUUAUAUUUGCCAAAACUUUACAGGAUCUUCUGCUUUACUGGCCAAAACCCACAUUAAUUAUGGAGUUAAAGGGGAUGUGGCAGUUAUUCGAAUUAACUCACCCAAUUCAAAGGUAAAUACACUGAGCAAAGAAGUGCAUUCAGAGUUCAUAGAAGUAAUUGAAAUCUGGGCUACUGAUCAAAUCAGAAGUGCCACCCUCAUCUCAUCAAAGCCAGGCUGCUUUAUUGCAGGUGCUGAUAUCAACAUGUUAACUGCUUGCAAGACCUCUCAAGAAGUAACACAGAUAUCGCAGGAAGCGCAGAGAACAUUUGAGAAAUUGGAAAAGUCCACAAAGCCUGUCGUGGCUGCCAUCAGUGGAUCCUACUUGCGAGGAGGACUUGAGCUUGCUAUUUCAUGCCAGUACAGAAUAGCAAUAAAAGAUAGAAAAACAGUAUUAGGAGCCCCUGAAGUGUUGCUGGGGAUCUUACCAGGAGCAAGAGGCACACAAAGGCUGCCCAAAAUGGUGGGUGUGCCUGCUGCUUUUGACAUUAUGCUGACUGGUAGAAACAUUCGUGCAGACAGAGCAAAGAAAAUGGGACUGGUUGACCAGUUGGUGGAACCCCUUGGACCAGGAUUAAAACCUCCAGAGGAACGAACAAUUUAAUACCUAGAAGAAGUUUCAGUUACUUUUGCCAAAGGACUAGCUGAUAAGACGAUCUCUCCAAAGUGAGACAAGGGAUUGGUGGAAAAAUUGACUGUGUACGCCAUGACUAUUCUAUUUGUCAGGCAACAGAUUUACAAAAAAGUGGAAGAAAAAAUGCGAAAGCAGACCAAAGGCCUCUAUCCUGCACCUCUGAAAAUAAUUGAUGUAGUAAAGACUGGAAUUGAACAAGGAAAUGAUGUUGGUUAUCUCUCUGAAUCUCAGAAAUUUGGAGAGCUUGCUAUGACCAAAGAAUCAAAGGCCUUGAUGGGACUUUACCAUGGUCAGGUUCUAUGCAAGAAGAAUAAAUUUGGAGUUCCACAGAAGGAUGUGGAGCAUCUGGCUAUUCUUGGUGCUGGGCUCAUGGGAGCUGGCAUUGCCCAGGUUUCCGUGGAUAAGGAACUAAAAACUGUACUUAAAGAUGCCACACUCACCAGGCUAGACCGGGGACAGCAGCAGGUGUUCAAAGAGUUGAAUGAUAAAGUGAAGAAGAAACCUCUAACAUCAUUCGAAAGGGAUGCCAUCUUUAGCAACCUGACUGGGCAGCUCAAUUACCAAGGUUUUGAAAAGGCUGACAUGGUGAUUGAAGUUGUUUUUGAGGACCUUAGUCUCAAACACAAAGUGCUAAAGGAAGUAGAAGCGGUGAUUCCAGAGCAUUGUAUCUUUGCCAGUAACACAUCUGCUCUGCCUAUCCAUGAAAUUGCUUCUGUCAGCAAAAGACCUGAGAAGGUGAUUGGCAUGCACUACUUCUCUCCUGUGGACAAGAUGCAGCUGCUGGAGAUUAUCACAAUGGAGAAAACAUCCAAGGACACAACUACUUCAGCUGUAGCAGUCGGUCUCAAGCAGGGGAAGGUCAUCACUGUGGUUAAGGAUGGGCCUGGCUUCUACACAACCAGGUGUCUUGCAUCCAUGAUGUCCGAAGUCAUCCGAAUACUCCAGGAAGGAGUUGACCCCAAGAAGCUGGAUUCCUUGACAACAAGCUUCGGCUUUCCUGUGGGAGCUGCCACACUGGUGGAUGAAGUUGGUGUGGAUGUAGCAAAACAUGUGGCAGAAGAUCUAGGCAAAGUCUUUGGGGAGCAGUUUGGAGGUGGAAGCCUAGAACUGCUGACACAGAUGGUGUCCGAGGGCUUCCUGGGUUGUAAGUCUGGGAAGGGCUUUUACAUCUACCAGGAGAGUGUAAAGGAUAAGAACUUGAAUUCUGACAUGGACAGCAUUUUGGCAAGUCUGAAGGUGCCUCCUAAGUCUGAAGUCUCCUCUGAUGAAGACAUCCAGUACCGCCUGUUGACAAGAUUUGUGAAUGAGGAAGUCGUGUGCCUGCAGGAAGGGAUCUUGGCCACACCUGCAGAGGGAGAUAUUGGAGCAGUCUUUGGGCUCGGCUUCCCACCUUGUCUUGGAGGGCCUUUCAGAUUCACAGAUCUGAAAGGUGCUCAGAAGAUAGCAGACUGGCUCAGGAAGUAUGAGGAUGCCUAUGGAAAACAGUUCACCCCAUGCCAGCUGCUAAUUGACUAUGCCAACAAUCCUAACAAGAAAUUCUACCAGUGA
This is a messenger RNA of Nycticebus coucang (slow loris), 2289 nucleotides long. RefSeq names its product trifunctional enzyme subunit alpha, mitochondrial-like. Lineage: Eukaryota; Metazoa; Chordata; Mammalia; Primates; Lorisidae. The record is from RefSeq and is a predicted model, not a curated record. Gene Ontology annotation, cellular component: mitochondrial fatty acid beta-oxidation multienzyme complex; mitochondrion. Gene Ontology annotation, molecular function: enoyl-CoA hydratase activity; long-chain (3S)-3-hydroxyacyl-CoA dehydrogenase (NAD+) activity; NAD+ binding. Gene Ontology annotation, biological process: fatty acid beta-oxidation.